GCUCGGUGAAGAGCAGGGCGCUCGGUCUGCACCGCCGACGCCGCUGGCAGCCGGGCUGUCUGGGAAAGGCGGACCGGCGAAUGCCCAGUGCUCGCGCUCGGCCUCUGCCGCGCCCGUUUGCGCCCGUGUCAACCUCACUCGGGACGCAGUGACCGUUUUUAAAUCACAAGGGCGUGGGUCAGCUUUCCCUAGGACUUCAUGUCUGUAUAUUUCCCCAUUCACUGCCCUGACUAUCUGAGAUCGGCCGAGAUGACUGAGGUAAUGAUGAACACCCCAUCCAUGGAGGAGAUUGGCCUCAACCCCCGGAAGGAUGGCCUUUCCUAUCAGAUUUUCCCCGACCCGUCAGACUUUGACCGCUGCUGCAAACUGAAGGACCGCCUGCCCUCCAUAGUGGUGGAACCCACCGAGGGGGAGGUGGAGAGCGGGGAGCUCCGGUGGCCCCCCGAGGAGUUCUUGGUUCAGGAGGAUGAGCCCGACGACAACUGCGAAGAGACAGAGAAAGAAAACAAGGAGCAGUAGGGUCCUAGUGGGUGCCCUGGGUCCUGCCAGCCAGCGUCUGUUCCUGAACUGUAUUUUUUCCCAUCUGGAUGGAAGAAGAGAGUGAGCCACAAUCGUUCUGAAAAUGUCAAACGAGGCUUCCGUUUUGCACCUGCAAAUCACCAAAUUGGUUUUCUUUUCUUGUCUUUUUUUUUUUUUUUAAAUCCGCUGAGCAGUGGAGCCCUCUGACAAAAACUUGCAAGGCCUUCUGAGAAAUGAAGCUGCAGAGAGCAGGGGGCGGGGGUGUGGGGAAGGGGUGCUGCUUCUGAGAUCAGUAUCUGAACUCCAACAGCCAGAGGCAGUGGGGGUCCAGGAAGGUGAGGGGGAUGGGCAAGCCGGCCAGGAACCUUUGGUGUAAGAAAGCCAACACCAGGAGAGAAAGAUACGGGGUUUUUAAGAAAGCAUUGAGCAGAGAUCUGCACCCAGGAAGUGCUUGGCGGAUUUGCACUGGCUGCUGGGGCAUCAGAAAAACCAAGUCUUCAUCUCACUCUGCUCUGCUGUCUCACCCACUGCCAGCCUUCCCCUUUUGUUCAGGAGUGUUGGUCAGUGACGGAGAGGAGAGGACAGGGAGAAAGAGAAAGGAGCUGCUUGCAGGGCCAGCUGGAGGGAUGUGCAGGAAAGGAAACCUGUCCUUCCCUGGAUUUGCCCCCAGCUGCAGCUUGCUCUCCGAGCCCAGGAGACUGGAGGUUUGUGAGAGGCAGUGCUUUUGAGCUUUACUCCCCAGAAGGACCCUUUUUGCCUGCUGGCACUUUGCAGAGUAGCAAGAGCACUUCCUGCCCUUGCUGGAGGCCCCAAGGCUGAUGCCUGGGCAAGAAGGCCCCUCUUUCCACUGCCCCCUCCCAAGACUUGCUCUCAGAGUUCAAUGGAGCCAGGGGGACAGAGGCAGCAGAGCAGGGGGGCUCCCAGCCUGCCCUUCCUUCUCCUCUACCACCCUCCCCAGCUGUGGAUUGCAGCCUGCUCACUAGCAGCCACUCCUGUGUAGGUUCUUAGCCUGUUUCUCUUGUGGGAGGAGAAGGAGAGCGUGUUCUUGGUGGAGGGGGAGCUCUGUGCAGAUCCCAGGGACUGACACAGCCUGGGAUUACUACCCAGGGGUACCAAGGCUCCCGAGGAAUAACAGUGGGAUCCAGGCUGAGAUCAGAUCAUGAGAUCCUUGCUUCUCCCCAUGUAGUUCCUGGAAGCAGGUGGGAGGAAGGUGUGGGGGUGGAGAACUCUGUGUCCCUGUGGAAGAUGGCUUUUCAUCCCUGUCCUCCUCCCACCUGUUUCCGGCAAGGGCAGCGGCUGCCUGAAGAAAUCAGCCUCUGGACUUAGAGCUUCUCGUCAUAGCUCAAAACCUUCUGCAGCAGCAGGUUGCAGGACAGACUCUCCCGCAUCUCUAUAUCCGAGCAGAACUGUGCAGCCAAGAGGUGGACCCAGAACCUUUCUUGGGUUGCGCUCGACCAACCAAGGCAUCUACAAUGUCCCCUCAGGUCUCUGGACAGUCCAGGUUGACCCCCGGUUUUGGACUUGUGUGUCUAGCUGUAUUUAAUACCUCAAGGGCAGUGUGGCUCUGAGGCACAUUGGGGCAGGAGCAUGGGGGCUGACCAGGCAGUCGGCAGGAUUUGGUUCUGGGAAGCCCAUGGUCCCCCCCCCCCCCCUUGCCCCCUCCCCCUUCCUUCUGUCGUCCGCCUGUGAUACAAAUACCGAUGGCAAUAACUUCUUCCAGCUCCUGGCAGAAGCGGGAGAGGCCUGCAGUCUGCGCUCUGAGGGGCUUCUCUCUCCUGUUGCCCCUGUCCUUCUGUUUUGGCUACAGAGACUUGUUCCCCUUUACCCUCGUCCCCGCGCAGUGUUCCUCAUCUCUUGCCUCCCUUUGUGGAUGAGGGCUUUGCCUUUUCAGUUCCUGUGUAUCGGUGUCUCUCCCUCUCUCAUCCACCACCCUGGAUCCUCUGUCCCGGUCUUGCUGUGUGAUGGGAACGUGCUUGUAAACUGCGUAUCAAAUCGACUUUGUGUAUAUGUAUGUUUAUGGGGGUGGUUUGUUCCUUUUGCUGGUCACUAGACCACUCUGUACGACCCUGCGUGGUCUGAGCAGGCCAGGGGCUGACACCUAAAGUCAGGCCUCUCAGCAGUUGAGCCUGCUGCGGGGGCCCAGCUGCUCAUGGACAAGUGGCUGAGCUCCUGUCUGGCCUCCUUUUUAUUUUUCUUUUCUUUUUUUCUUUUUUUUUUUUUUUUUUUUUUUUUUUAGUAAUUUGUGUGUAUUUCUAACUGAUCGUAUUGAAAAAAAAACCCUAGUACUUCAGUAAAACGCCUGUUGUGAGAUGAACCUCCUGUAACUUCUAUCUGUUCUUUUUUGAGGCUCAGGGAGAAACUAGCAUAUUUUUUUUUUUCCAAACUACUUUUUUGUCACUGUGACAGUUGUAAAUAAAGUUUGAAAAUGCUUUCCA
Marmota flaviventris (yellow-bellied marmot) is the source of this 2954-nucleotide messenger RNA. RefSeq names its product LBH regulator of WNT signaling pathway (gene Lbh). NCBI's taxonomy places the organism in Eukaryota, Metazoa, Chordata, Mammalia, Rodentia, Sciuridae. Gene Ontology annotation, biological process: positive regulation of DNA-templated transcription. The record is from RefSeq and is a predicted model, not a curated record. Gene Ontology annotation, cellular component: nucleus.